UCAAGAAAACAGCUUUGAACUAAGAAGAAAAACAUUGAAUACAAACAUAAUAAGUCUAAAAUGACUUCUUGCCUUAAAACACCAGAGCCACACGGCUGUCGGGAAUAUCAUUUUAGUGUGGAUAAGAACAUCUAGUCUUUGUGUUUGAGAUGACACCAUUUAAAAUAGUCAUUCAUGUCGAGGGGGAAAAGCCCAUUAGCCUGAAUCAUGUUUAGUGCUAGUUCUAAGUCUGUACUUCUGUCUACUUGAAAUGGUCAAGUGAUUGUCAUUGUGCGCUUUCUUCCUUUUGUUGGCAUAUGAAAGAGUCUUUUAUGGCUACCAAAGAAUUUGAGUUUCACGAGAAAGGUGCCGACUUUGAUGGGGAUACAGGUAAGGCUAGUCAGGAUGAGUUCGUAUUGGAGCAGGUGCUGGGGCUUACCUCCACCUCGGCACACGCACUGGGUCUCAACCCUCUCACGGGACAGGUGGCUUUCCCUGCGGCUUGCAUGCUCGUCCUACUGGACCCCAAGACGGGCGAGCAGAAAUUCAUAGAGAGCCCGUCGCUCCGCUAUAUCAGCAGUGUUAAUUUCUCGGAAGACGGAAAGUUUCUGGCGUUCGGAGAAUACGGUUUCAAACCUUACGUGCUGGUAUGGUUGAAUAAAGAGCACAGGGAGUACAACAAGUUUGUAGUGGACAACUCGGUGGGUAUCAAGGCCAUACAAUUUCAUCCAAAGUCCUCCUUUAUGGUCAUUUUGGGCUGCAACGACCUGACUAUCGGCGUGUGGGAUUUCGUUCGCGGGCGAAAGCUGGCGUUGACCAAAUGGCAGACUUCUCCACUAAGCUUGACCAUCCCCAAGCCUGGUGCGUACGUGGUUGUGUGCGGGCAUAGGAAAGUUACCCUUUUAAAAAUCGACAGCGUCCAGUCCAACAUGCACGAGACCAAUGUGUUCCAGGAGAGGAAAGCGGUGUUGUUGGGGCGCCAGAGCGAAUACACGUUCGUGGACAUCACUAGCGGUCGCAAUAAACACGAGAGAGAGGUGUACACGGUGACCAGCUGCGGGUUCCUGUGUCAGAUAAGAAUGGGUGACAUCAUCAUAGACAAGGCCAUCAAAGUGGACACGCAUUCCUACUGCGUCCGGUACGGCGCUGACCACAUCUUCGUCGGCUGCUGCAAUGGGACGGUCAAAAUAUGCAAUCCUGAAACAUUGUGUGUGGAGGCGAUGGUUUCCAUUGGACAACUGCUCGGGGCAGACUCUCUCUUGAGGUUGAGCUCCAAAAAUUACGCAGACACGACUGCCGUGAUGGUCAACGAGAGGGACUCAAUCGUGACGUGCAUCUACUCAGACUACACCGUCCACUCAUGGCAAUUCAGUCAGGUGGGAGACAAAAUGGUCUGCUCUGUGAUAGCACCCACCUCUAAAUACAGCCACGGCGACGGAAGCUAUGAAGUUUGCAUCAAGGAGCAGUUCGAGAAAGAGAAGCUGCUGAGGUCCUUUCUUGGCUUCAGAGACAGAAUAAAGGGCUCUAAGAUGCACGAAAUGCCCGCAACGAGCGACUGCCUCGGGGCACAGCACGGGCAGUAUGUUAAGAACCAUAAGUCACGUUUCCAGCACGCUAACGCCAUUAAAUUUUCUCCCGACGGAAAAGAAGUGGUAUGCGGAAACGAGGAAGGGGAGAUCAAAGUCUACGAAGCGGCGACGGGAGUCCUGCGCCGAGUGAUUGAAGCGCACAGCUCGCAUGUCACAUGUAUCGACAUCAUGUACGAUGAUGAAUAUAAACUGGUCUGCAGCGGGGGCAGAGAUAGGAUCAUCUUUGUCCUGGACGCCAAGACGGACUACAGUUUAGUUCAAGUGCUUUGCGAUCACUCUGCGGCCAUAACAGCCUUAAGCCUUGUUCACAACAGCGGCAUUCUGACUCUAGUCUCAGCGGCAGCAGAUAAUGUUAUUUUGAUUCGCCGCUCCAUUCCCGGAAGCACUCUAAAAUUCACUAUCACAGGAGAGAUUGCAGAAGCCACUCACAAUAAGUCGUUCAACCUGACUAGCGAGUAUAUUGUAACCGGCGCUGGCCAUGGAGGGAUUAAACUCUGGAAAGCGGAUCCCGUCUUUUGUGGUAAGCCGACCAAAACGAUCAAGUGCGAGCCUAAGGGUAGCGCUACUUCCAGAGCCAUCGGCAUCGAUCCAUCGGGGAGCUUCCUGGCUGUGACUCAAUGCCCGGGUCAAAUAACAGUCUACCACUUGCAGACUGGCCAAGCGGUCGGGUCGCUAACAAGCCAAAUAGAUGUGACGUCGGUUAGAUUUACCAACGAUCUGAGGUACAUGAUCAGCUCCACGUCCAACGGGUGCGCUCUUGUGUGGAGGCUCCCUGAGAAAAUGACGGAGUUUAUGAAGUGCAAGCAGGAGAAAACCUACCAAGUUGAAUUGGCCCGUGAAAUAGCUUGCGAAACGUACGUCUCCUGUCUGCGCCUCUGUAAACAAUUAACAUACGACGGUGUCCGUAACCACGAUGACAGGGAUUCGUCGUCGGACGGCCAAGAUCUAGAUAUAACUCCUAGCAUAGAGUCCCUAAGUCUUCUCAAUCUCUGUCCUGAAAUGGCAGACUCUAGCCACGGAGAGGACACUGUUACUAGUACGAUGAGCUUUUUGAGCUGUAGUACUUGCCAAGACUCUUGCUCCGACACAGCUUUCGGCUACCAGACCUCGGACUCCAACAUUCAUCUACAGUCCAGUCCUUUGCAUUUUCCUGCGGUUGCAAGGAAAAAUGUUCAGGAGAGCAUAUGUACCAGAUUAGGAAUGUUUAAAUACGUCUCUUCAAUAGAGGGCAACGGGUUGCCAGAGAUGUUCACUUUUAAAAGCCAAACCCGCAGCGAACCGUUUAAAUAUGAAGAGGACGUCGCACCAAAAACAGGCGCUUCUAUCGACUUCUCCAAAAACAACGGGAAGCUUGGGUCAAUCAAAGCAAAAAUGGUUAAUUUGUGUGACGAGCUCCAGACAAUGGAUGACGCAGAGCCUUACCAGCCUACGUAUGAUAAAGACACAAAAAGAGUCUACAAUCUCACAUCAGAUAACGAACUCCCGUGCUCUAAGAACGCCUUGGUGGAUGCUUCUUCAAAGAACACCACCUCUUCUGCCAGUCCGACUAAGAGCACCCGUCUACUCAGCACAAACUCACGCACCUCAGUCAUGACGACGGAGUCCUCUGUGACUAAAGACUACAGUACGUACGGGAGCCCUGUGCCUAUGACAUCUUCGGAGAUGGAAUACUUCACUAACUGUACGUCCAGCACUCUUUCAAGAUGCCCAGAUUUAGCAUGCGCUAACAACAUUGGCAGCAAACCUGAGACCAAUGUAUUCUACGGUAUAAGCUCUUCGACUCAAAACACGACGCCUAAUUUGCAAGACUUCUGUUUAGCCAGCGAAAACGUCUCACCAUCAGCUUGCUGCACACAAUACAGUCAAGAACUUAACCACCAAAGCGAGGGUCACGUCGUAGCUAACGAAGACAUCAAAGAGCCCAAAGCAUUCACUCCCUAUGUGCCGGCGCUGAAUUGCACGGACACGGAAAGCCUGACACGUGAACGCUAUGACGCUCACAAGGACAGUGAUAAGUACGCUGAGCAACAGUUUCAAAACUUGUCCAAUAGUUUGUCUUCUGAGAGGCAGAAAGCGAGCGACGAUGGUUCUAAAAAUGUACUAUGUAACACCCAAGAAAGUGCCUUUGAUGUUUUUGACAAGUGUAUUUCUGACUUUGUCAAAGAAACAUCCCUUGGAGAGAAGCCACGGGAAGAGUUUAAGAAAAUUGAGGAACCUACUGAAACUACGGAGAUGUAUAAAUCACAGCCCAUGAUAAUUAAGAAAGACGAACAAGAAAAUAACAUUCGAGACAGUGAAAUCAAACUUUUAGAACCUCUCGAUAUCGCUAAUGGCAUAGAAGAAAAACAUUUAUUCCAAUGCAAAGAUCAACUGGAAGAAACAUUUUGCCGAAAAGUAAAUAGCCCUCCCCGUUCUGGAGUAGAUAGUAGUACUCGAGUCAGAAACAAGGCUUGUAAUGACGAAAGCUUCACUGAAAGCGAUGUUAGGUUGAAUGAAGUAAACAAGGUAGAUGAACCGUUUAGGCAUAGCAAAUGCUUGAAUGGCCACGACGAUGCUGUGGGCUCCGACGGCUGUUUGAAGGUAGACGCCUGCGAAGACGACUCCGUCUUCAACUAUCAUUCCAUCACGCGAGACGAGCACGGUCGCCUGAGGUGGCUCGGUCACCAGACACUGCACGAAUCUUCCAUCGUGCCUUCCAAUACGACUGUUGAUCCGCAGUCUUCUAGCUGGCAGCGUAACUUCUCUGUCAGCCCUAAAUCAAAUCACGGGUCGUCAUAUUGCCCCAUCAAUUCUUUAUGGAACAUCAAGUGCUCCAGAUGCACGAACAAGCAUUCUACAACACAAAGCUCGUCCGAACAGUCUAUGGCAAGUGUGGACACUAGGGACAACAAAUCACUCAGUUCGGACGUAUCUAAAAUUCCUGAAGUGAUUGAUAAAACACAAUCAAGCUACGAUCAAGCGGACGCCAUCGGCAAUGCUGUCGAGGAGCCUGCGAUCGAUUAUCAGAAGAGUAUGUCCGACGCCUGCGAUCUUCUGCUUAACCCUUCUCAAUUUGUGGAGAAAAAUCUGCACCAAGGCUCGGAUGACUACCUCAUGAAACUACUCUCCAAGUGGCACGGUGAGUUAAAACAAUGCCUCCAGCUUUCUAACUCACAGGAGACAUUCUACAGACUCUACUCGGACCUUGAAGACACCGAGCUCCUCGAGCUUCUGAUGUUAGCCUUAGAAGGGAAUAAAUCUACACAGUUGAUGGAGUCUUUAGAAACGGAGAAGACAAAUCCUCCAGAAAAUUUGCCCAACAGUUUUGACAACGCUGUGCCGAAGCAGCAGAGAUCAAAUGAAGGACGCAUCAACGAAACGCUGCCUUCUCUAACAAUGCGUCGGCUUCAGCAGCUGCUAAUGAAAAGCGUAGCGAACGAAAACGAUUCUGGAGGACGUCUUAAAGGAGAUGCCGAAGACAAUGAGACGCUGUCGCUCCAAGAAUCAAUGCAAAUUCUGGAGCGGGCACUUAAUGAUCGCAAAUUGAUGAAAGAGCCCUUCAAUAACGAGACAGAUUGUGAAAGCACUUGGUGUGAGAGUGCAGAUGGAAACACAAAGGGAGACAGGCAAAAACCUGACCACUGCGGUUCAGACGAGCUUAAUUUUCGCAAAACGCCAGCGCGCUUUCUUCAGGACUGUAGUCCAGUCAGGAGGCUCUACCGUCAAGAGGAACGCCUCCAGAAUGACCGAGGGGCGAGGCGCGAGGCAGACCGCAACGCAGAUGAAAACGCCGAAACCUUCCUGGACAGAAAAAUGGGACUAGAUCGCCCCUGUUCACCAAAGCUGAUGGUGUACAACGACCGCCUCCAUGAUGCAGAAACUGAUAGCAAAACUAGCAACAUGAAAGGGACACCGAAUUGUUCCCAUGAUGGCAAAAACACCACUUCAAACAUAAGAAAUUUACCAAGUGAGAGAUUCAAAUGCCCUGCAUCCAAGAGCCCAGUAAACAAAUUCCCUAACAACCCAAACAUAUCCAUAAGAACAGGUUUACCAGAAUCACCACUCCAACCUGCAGGUAGCACAGGUUUACCAGCUACAUCACACCGUCCUGCAGGUAGCACAGCACACAAUGCAAAGCGUGACAAUCAACAGUGCAGCUCAGACGCCAGCCAAUCGUGCGCCGGAGACGUGACGGAGGAGAGCAUGUCCGUGCCGGCCAUCAAGGCACCCCAGACGGACCCCGAGAAGGAACAAGACGCCGAGAGCAAGGUGUCCAGAAAUGCGCUGGUGGAGAUCUUCCAAGACCAGGACGAGUACCUCAGGAAGUUAAAGGAAGUGCGCGAGAAGUUUGAAGAGAGCAUCCGAGCCUUGAGCAACGAGAGAAAGUUUAGGCGCGCCAAAACAGAUUCCUGAGCUGAUGGGAAUGUGUAGCUUAUCCAGUGUUAAUGUGGUCCCUGGUAGUUCUAUGACAUAAACUUCAAUAUUUCACAUUUUUGGCUGUUAUGAAGCUAGCUUUGUAAAAAUGUUGUUUUUUUUAUUAAAUUAGCAAUCUCCUUUGCAUUACCUGCAAUGCAAUUAUUAAGAAUAUAUUUUUUUUUAAAAAGCUACGAAUACAAGAAUUUAAAGGAAGCAAAUUUAAUAAAUCGAUGCGAAGUUGUUGGGAAUUUUUUUUUUUUUUUUGCAGUAGUUGAUCAAAAGUGAUACAAGUUAUCUUUCUUUUUUUUCGACCCUUACCAAAGGUUUAUUGUAGAAGUUGACAUGCAGAUAGUCUACCGACCGAAAUGUCAUUAGGCAUCUCUAUAGGCUUUGAAAACAAAAGUUUUAUAUUUCGACUUUUACAGGGACUCGCAUUACAAUGGUUUGAAGGGGGGGGGGGGGUUGAUACAAUUGUGGACUACGUCAGAAGUUUGUGAGAUUCGCACAAUGAGAACAGGCAAUACUUUUUCUUCCUAGGAAAUUGUUGUGUUGGAAACACCCGGCAGAUUUCUUUUCUUGGGGGGGGGGGGGGGGGGGGGGGGGGCUGGAAGGGAGAUCUCAUUUGACGUAUGCAGCUAUGUUCACUGCUAGCACGUAGCCGUCUCCCUCCCCCCCUCCCCCCGGUAAGUGUGACACCCAUGAGAUCAACACUAAGCUCAUGAUCAAUGAUGAAAUGUUUCUUUGUGUGGUCAAUGUUAAAAUCCUAAUGUUUUUUUUUUUCUUUAUAUACUUUUUGUCUAUACAUCUUGUAGACGUCCAACUAAUGUACCAAUAAAGUAUCGAGUAAAACUCAUUAGUCGAUCUAAACACA
Molecule: messenger RNA, 6834 nt
Organism: Biomphalaria glabrata
Lineage: Eukaryota; Metazoa; Mollusca; Gastropoda; Planorbidae
Exons: 2
Coding region: 297-5960 (1887 amino acids)
Biological process (GO): regulation of mitotic cell cycle; mitotic spindle organization
Cellular component (GO): mitotic spindle
Molecular function (GO): protein binding
Source: RefSeq, a predicted model, not a curated record